Paramisgurnus dabryanus is the source of this 1505-nucleotide messenger RNA. RefSeq names its product adrenomedullin a (gene adma). Gene Ontology annotation, molecular function: adrenomedullin receptor binding; hormone activity. Gene Ontology annotation, cellular component: extracellular region. The record is from RefSeq and is a predicted model, not a curated record. Gene Ontology annotation, biological process: regulation of systemic arterial blood pressure; positive regulation of heart rate; adrenomedullin receptor signaling pathway. Lineage: Eukaryota; Metazoa; Chordata; Actinopteri; Cypriniformes; Cobitidae.
AGACUAUUAGCAGAGAUCACAGCUGCAUUACCAGCAAGUAAAAGAGCCUCUGGAUUAUUUCACGCACGGACUCCUAUAAGGAAAACUUAAAUCCGAGUGAAUUGUACUUCUUUACAGGUUUCAGGCAAAAUGCAAUUGAUUCUGCAGACCGUCUUCUGCUGUUGCCUGCUGGCCACCGUUGCUUUGUGUGUACACGGUGCAAAAUAUGACCUGAGACAAGUUUUGAAAAGAAGCGUCUGGCCGCAGAGAUCAAAAAGGGAUUUGAUUCCGGCUGCACUGAGGACGUUAGAAAACAGCCAAUUUGUCAGACCAGACGACAUCAAGGACAGCUUGAUGCCACAUUCCAGGACUGACAUCAGCGUAAGAACGAAACGCUCCAACAACCAGUUCAGAAGAGUAGGCUGCUCGCUUGCCACCUGCACGGUGCAUGUGCUGGCUCACCGUCUUCAUGAUGCCAGCAUGAACAAAAUUGGACAUGCGCCCCUGGACAAGAUCAGUCCCUUGGGUUACGGCCGCAGGCGAAGAUCGGUUCCAGAAAAAGUGAUAAGCCUGAGGCAGGAGGGCAGGAGGCUGCGACCUGUGUGGAGCAGCCCGGACUCUCGAUCCCAGCUGCGCAAACUGGAAGCGCUACUCAAACGGACUUGAACGUGAGGAGGUGGGAGCGCACGAGGGACGCGAUGAAUCGUGUCGGCCAACUCCGAAAUUCUCCACAUGCCUCAGGCUUCUGCCAAGAGUUCUCCAGCACAUUCUCUCCCAAGCACAGGGAUUGGGAGAGCAGUCUUAUCUCUUGAAGCCUGUCCUCGAAGGAGAGAAAAUGAAGGAGGCAUACGCAGAAAGAGGUGCGGGGAUGGAGCGCAAUAGCUGAAUCGGUGUGCCUUGAGGAUACUACAAUGGGCACAGUCGACUGUCCUCAGGGAAAAAGCAGUACCUCCUCUCCCAGGACUACCAGUUAGUGGGAUUAUAUAUGUGACUGUACGAAGAGACUUUGGACUUUAAGUCGAUUCAACAGGGAAACGUAUAGAUUCAUGGUUCUAGAAAGGAAUACACAGAAGCGUUCUCCUUAUUGCAAUUACAUUAGUGGACACUGUAAACCUUAGCUUAUAUGAAAUGUCUGUGCCAGUCCAUAUGGAUUGUAUUCUAACUUACUUGAACAUUGUUAUUGUUAUUAUUAUUAUUAUUAUAGAGAUAUGUGCAAUCAAAUGUUUUUUAUUCCAAGUAUGUGUAUAUUUGAAGAAAGUGGUCAAAUAUCAUUAUUUAAUUGUUUUAUAUUACUUUAUACUACUUCCAGAGAACUAUUUUUGUACAGGAAAAUAUAAGGGCAUUGAAGCAUUAUAUAUAAUGUAUAUUAUUCAUUUGUGUCAAGAAUGUCUCAAGCUGUGGUAAAUAAUAGGAUAACUUUGAAUGCUAUUAUAUAUUUGUAAAUGGGAUUUAUUUUAUUUGUGUGUGAGUGUGUGAAAAAGAGUUACACUACAUUGUCAUUAAAUAAACCUUUGCAUACAAGUCAA